UCUAUCAAAAACACAAAACAAAGUGGUUUGCAUAUUAAUAUAUCCAUCAUUAAGGACUAUUAUAAAAGCAAAAAAUAGGAAAAAAUUACUUUUAAACGGGUAUACACGAUUUGAAAUAGUUUUAAAUCAACACCAACAUUGUCAGAAGUUAUUGUUGUAAAGGAAUAAAGAACUUGUAAAGUCGUUCGUUUACUGGUAAGAACAAAUUACCGGCUAUCAAUAAAAGUACAUAAAAUAACGAAAAACUUCAAGGCAACUGGGGGCUUGCAGAUUAAAGUCUACCAUAGUGAUUUGCUACUUGGAGCGAACAAAAAACCCAAUAGCGAUAAUAAAAAACGUAUAGAAGCAUUGUAGAGGGUUUUCGUAACAGACAUGACGCCCUUCGAUGAUUUCGCAUAUCUGAUCAAUCAUGUAUUGUUGGGUGAUGAACCGACAAUCGAGGAUUUCAUACUGCUGGUGGGCACGCUGGUGGCAUUUAUAGCGUUUAUACUCUGGUGUUGUUUUCCCAUACAACCUAAGGAUGGUACUAAUCAUCGACAAUUCUCUUGCAAAUCCCUGCAAAACUCACUUGAGUCUGCACAGGUGCAUAGCAGUUACAGCAAAUUGGCGUAUAAUGAAUACACAAUGAAAAGUGGCGGACAUGUCUAUCAUUGUUGUACUUAAUUAGGUAGUAACGAUGCGUUCUACGUGCGGGCGUUAUAAUUGAAGAAUUAAAAAUGUAAUACAUUUCAAUUUAUGCGGUAGUCGUAGCGAAGCGAAAAAUUAUAAAAAAAAACGCGCUAAAGUAUUUAGCAUAGUAAAACAAAAUGAAUUUCAUGGAAAGAGUGAGCCAACUACCCAAAAUGCAGGUAAUAAAACGUAAAAUCGAAUAAGCAAGAAUCAAGUGCUAAAGGACUUCUAUUAAAGCAUAUUUACUAUGUAGUUAUUUUUAAUUAAUUAAAAAGUAAAACAGUCAAAGUCAAAUAUAUUGCCUAUAUACAUUUAAAUUUAUUUAUUUAUUUAGUAAUAGUUGUAACGUGAAAUAAUAAGAAUAAUACGUUAAGUUCAAAUUUAGAUGAAAACAAGGCUGCGCCUCGCUAAAGCGACGUUCGUAAUGUAAAAUGAACAUUAAAUGACAAAGCAUGUAUAAUUUAAUUUUUUUACAUGCAAUUUCACUGCAAUUGGAAACGCGUGUAAAUAAAGUAAUUUCAUUGUAAUAAAUGCAUUGAUUAAUGAAUGACACACACAAACAUACAUACAUUACAUAUAUACUACAUUUAAUACAUACAUAUAUACACGAUACCAAAUAAAACAAAUAACGUUGAAAAAAAUAUGUUUAAGAGUAAGUAAUUAUUUGCUGAAAGUGCUUAUUCGAUUUUUUUUAGUUGAAUAUAUUAUUCUUAUUAUUUAUUUAUAUAU
Molecule: messenger RNA, 1398 nt
Organism: Bactrocera latifrons
Lineage: Eukaryota; Metazoa; Arthropoda; Insecta; Diptera; Tephritidae
Exons: 3
Coding region: 373-663 (96 amino acids)
Source: RefSeq, a predicted model, not a curated record